Acanthopagrus latus (yellowfin seabream) is the source of this 3214-nucleotide messenger RNA. RefSeq names its product perforin-1-like. Lineage: Eukaryota; Metazoa; Chordata; Actinopteri; Spariformes; Sparidae. Gene Ontology annotation, cellular component: membrane attack complex. Gene Ontology annotation, biological process: immune response. Bases 22 to 1713 code for a protein of 563 amino acids. The record is from RefSeq and is a predicted model, not a curated record. The transcript has 10 exons.
ACAAAGACUAUAAAAAGCCUCAUGCUCUGCUCCUCUGAGCAAAGAACAAAGGGUCUAUCUCUCUGUUGUUCUGAUUUUGAUGACUGCAAGUGGAGCAACAAGAUCAACACUUUGGGCAUUUGGAACAGUGUGUCUUCGACUCCAGCCAUGAUCUCUUCAUCAGCCCCACCUCACCUCUACCUGAGUCUCCUCCUCUUUCUGUCGUACCCCUCCACUGUUCUCUCCUGUCGAAUCGGAAACCUCAGCCAGUGUAAGUCUGCUGAAUUUGUACCGGGCCACAACCUGGUUGGGGAGGGCUUUGACGUGGUCACCCUGCAGCGUAAAGGCGCCUACAUGAUUGACGUGAGGACUUACCUGACCUCAAAUGGCACCUGUAAUCUCUGCUCCAACCCUCUUCAAGGCGACACCCUGCAGAAAGUGCCAGUCUCGGCAGUGGACUGGCGUGCGUUUAGUCGAUGCAGUGCUGACCUCUACAGCAGUGCACACACCUCCGUUAGCUCAUUGAUGGACACUCACACCUCCCAGAUGAGUGACGACUGGAAGGUUGGCAUAAAUGUAGAUACAUAUGUUUCUGCUGGUCUGGAUGUGGGAGGAACUCGCUCCUCUGCGUAUAUGUUUGCUUCUCAAAAAGCCAGAGAGGACCGCUACUUUUUCAGCUCUCACAGGGUGACCUGCAGCCAUUAUCGUUACCGUGUGUCCAGCACACCGCCACUCAGCUCUGAGUUCAGAAGGGAUUUGGACAGACUGCCGAGUCAGUACAAUGCCUCCACCAGGGCUCAGUACAGAGAGCUCAUAUAUACCUAUGGCACACACUACAUCCGCCAGGUUGACCUUGGAGGGCGACUCAGGCGAGUCACAGCUGCACGAACCUGUUUGUCGACACUGAAUGGACUCUCCUCCAGUGAGGUCCACUCCUGUUUAUCUCUAGGUUUCUCUAUUGGCCUCGGGAAGUUGUCAUUAUCUGCUAACCAGCGGCAUUGCGAGAAAGUCCUACAGAACCACGGCUUCUCCACCUUGUACAACUAUGGUCUCCACCAACAUUACACUGAGGUGGUAGGAGGCAGUGGUUGGUUGGGGGAGUUUUCACUCACUCAUAAUAACUCUCUGGAGUACAGGAAUUGGCUGAAAAGUCUUAAGGACCAUCCGGAUAUUGUUUCGUACUCCCUUAGGCCAAUGUAUCAGCUGGUGCACACUGAGACACAGAAGUCAGGGAUGAAGGCUGCCAUAGAGGAGUACUUAGGAGACAACGCAGUGAGGAAGUCCCCCAGCCAGCCAUAUUGUGGUUGGAAUGUUCCCAACGUGGCCCCGAACUGCUGUCCUAAAGAGGCAAGGAGGGGAAACCUGGUAGUGACGAUCAUCAGAGCCUGGAACCUGGAAGGAGAUCCAACGGGCAGGACCGAGGGGUACGCUAAGAUGUGGUACGGCUCCAUCUAUCACAGGACUCACUGGAUCCGGUCAAACAACCCCUGGUGGAACGCUCGUUAUAAUCUGGGCAACGUGAUCACAACCUUGGGUUUGAAGAUCGAGAUCUGGGACAAGGAUGUGAAAUAUGAUGACCUCCUGGGAUCAUGUACAAAGUACCUGAGCCAGGGGACACACAAAUUCACCUGUCCGACCCAGGGAGGCAGAGGUAGCUUUGAGGUCCAGUAUACCCUGACCUGCGACCGUCGCCUCGUUGGAAGCCGGUGCCAGCAGUAUAGACCAUCUCCAUAGUGAGAAACACACUCUGGGUGUGCUUCACGUGUUAUAUCAGAUCUGUUGAUGACACUGUUUUAAGUUGUCACUAAGCAAGGUUUAUCUUUUAAAUAGACAUCUGCUUUCAAUGUGUGUCGCAGUAGGGCUGAAAUCAAAGGUAUAUUCACAUUAUGAAACUGACUGAAAACUGCACGAAAUUGAAAAAAUUGUCUUUUCUGUCGUUUUUUACUUGUUUUUUUACUAAUGAACAUUAAUGAUUUCAAUUCAGUGUUUUUGUUGUCAACCCAUUUUUAAUGAGACAAUCUGAAGUCAUAAAAGAUUCCAUCCAGUUUUGCAGGACAGGGUUAUGGUUUCUUUUACAUUUGGCUGAUGUCUUUGUGGUUGUUGGUAAUUAUUUAGAGUUAAAAAUGUUCAACUACAUUUUCAUUAUGUCUGUCAUAAUCAUUUUUGUGUUCCUUCCCAUGCAAAUAAAGCCUCUGAGUUGUGUCAAGUAAAGCACAAGUGUCAGAGCUAAAGGAAAACAAACUUUUAGAAUUAAAGCAUCUAUCAUGUGUAAAAAUUCUAAAGUUAUACGAAACAUCCUCACCUUUGUCAGCAAAAUUCAGACACCAGAUAGGUAGGGGCAUUUUGUUAUAUUUUGUAAGGCAGCUGUUCCCAAUCUGAGUGUGUAGUGUCACUAGCAGCUCUGUGGGGCUGUUCAAGACUAAAUUCCAAUAUCCAGCUCUUAAAGUUGAGGUCUAUGUGGAAGUAUCAAAAACUGCAGUUCCUCAGAUGGCCACUUGAGGCUGGCUCCAAAAUCAAGCCAAUCCCUGUAGGAUCCCCUGUUAAAAUGUCCAACUCUACAGCAGAAGUAAACAUGUUUACAGCCUGAUACAAACAACUGUUUCUGUCUCUAUAGCUAAUUUAUCCUUUCAUGAGAACUGCACAGGGGUGACUCCUUAUAUAUACUCACUCGUUUUGAUCAUAUUGAGGGUUAAUGUUAUGCAUAGUUAGGGGUGUGGCCUCUUUGAGUGUGCACAGUCAGUGUUCUCAACCCAGUAGCUUUGAGCUACAUGCGUGUGGUAUUUCAGGGGUAUAAUGUUUGCUAUGUUCUGCAUCUUAAUUUUGCAUGUUAUAUCAUAAAAAAUAUCUGCCACAAUAUUAGCACUGAACACAAAGUACACCUGAGGCUAAUGAGAAUGUCAUUUGGUCAAAAUUCAUAGUAACAGACUCUGUCAGCCACAGUAUCAUCUCUAAUUAUAUACUUUUGCUGUAACUACCAUGCAUACCUUUUCUAAAAUAAGGUCCACUGAAGAAGUCUGACUUCGCCUCUCUAUGUGCUCUAUCUCUACAGUUUGUCCCCUGUUCGGGUCUGGCAAACCAAUAUUUGUUGGUUGGCAUCGAACACCUAACUAGUGUUUUUUUUAGUCAGUAAACUGCAAAACAGAUAGAUUAUUCUGCCAAUUUUAAACAUAAUCAACAUCGCACAUGCUUGUUUGAAUGUAACAGACAUUUAUCUAUUCCCCCAAGCCAAACUAAU